AAUUGCAUAAUAGUUCAAUCACUCAUUACUCAUUAGAGUGACAGCUUCCAUGGUGCAUUUGUUCCGACCAUCCAGUAGCCAUUGGAAGCGAGCCGUGCUGGAGCCUCUCCUCCUUCAAACAUCUCGUGCCGCUUUAUUCUCUACGGCUACUGCUGCUGCUGCAUCUCCUUCCUACCACCUCCUUUCCUUGCUCAAACAGUGUUCCAACCUUAAACACUUACACCAGACUCAUUGCUUCAUGCUCUCUAGAGGCCUCGACCAGGAUAACAUCCUCCUUAGCAGAUUCAUUGAGGCCUGCUCCUCUUUGGGCUUCUCCCAUUAUAGCCACUCCAUCUUCACCCACAAGACCCGACCAGAUAUCUAUCUCUAUAACACCAUUAUCAAGGCUCUUUCCAACCCUGAACUUGCCACAGAGGCUAUUCUUCUCUACAACAGAAUUCUAGCCUCCGAUUUGCGAUUCGACACCUACUCUUUACCCUUUGUGCUGAAGGCCGUUGUUCGUCUAUUGGCAAUCCAUGUUGGGAGGCAGAUUCACUGUCAGGCUAUUGGGACUGGGCUAGUCAGUGACAUUCACGUGGUGACCGCUCUCAUUCAAAUGUAUUCGUCCUGUGGAUGCGUUUCUGAGGCUCGGCAGCUGUUUGACGGAGUGUGUUUUAGAGAUGUGGCAUUCUGGAAUGCAAUGGUAGCUGGCUAUGCCAAGGUGGGUGAUGUUGACAAUGCGCGACACUUGUUUGAGCGUAUGCCUGAGAGGAAUGUCAUUUCUUGGACUGCUGUAAUUGCAGGGUAUGCUCAGAUGGACAGACCCAAUGAGGCAAUCACAAUGUUUAGGAGGAUGCAACUUGAGGAAGUGGAGCCCGAUGAAAUUGCAAUGUUGGCCGCACUCUCAGCUUGUGCUCAUUUGGGUGCUCUCGAGUUGGGGGAGUGGAUCCAUAACUAUAUUGAUAAACAUGGAUUGUCUAAAAUUGUUCCUCUUAACAAUGCCCUCAUAGACAUGUAUGCAAAAUGUGGUAAAAUAGAGAAGGCCCUAGAAGUUUUCAAGAACAUGGAGCAUAAAAGCGUCAUUACUUGGACUUCGAUGAUUGAUGGGCUGGCUUUACAUGGGCUUGGAAGAGAAGCCCUUGAAAUGUUCUCUUGCAUGGAAAGGAAUAGGAUUAAGCCAAAUGAAAUCACUUUUGUUGCCAUCCUUUCUGCUUGUUGCCAUGUUGGAUUGGUAGAAAUGGGCCGCUGGUAUUUCAAAUGCAUGGGCACAAAGUAUGGGAUUAAACCAAAAAUUCAACAUUAUGGCUGUAUGAUUGAUUUACUUGGGCGUGCUGGUUUCCUCCAAGAGGCACAGGAACUAGUUAGGGGGAUGCCAUUUGAAGCCAAUGCUCCUAUAUGGGGGUCCCUUCUUGCUGCUGCAAGAAUCCAUGGAGAUGCUGAACUUGGGAAACAAGCUUUACAGCAUUUGAUCAAGGUGGAGCCCCAUAAUAGUGGAAACUAUACACUUUUAUCUAAUAUAUAUGCCACCCAAAGUAAGUGGAAUGAAGCUGGGAUGGUGAGGAAAGUGAUGAGGGACACAGGUGUUAAGAAGAUGCCAGGUGGGAGUUGCAUUGAAGUAAAUAACAGAGUUCAUGAAUUUGUUGCAGGUGACAAAUUGCACCCUCAGUCUGAGAGGAUAUUUGAAGUUCUAUGCAAGAUAAACUUGCAGUCGAAGAUAGCUAUGUAUGUACAAAAGGAACAUGUUGAGAUGCUUGAAUCCAAUAAGGAAUCAGGAUAUAUUUCUACUUCUAUCUGUGCAUGAUCUUGUGUAGAACAGUCUCAAGAACCAUUCAGACAAGAAUGCAAUAUGAAUUGAUGGAGCUGCUGCAAUCCCCAAGAAAAAAAAAACUAAAAUGCACUUUAUGUCGAAAGCCAAGUGAAUCCAAUUUAUGUUGAAGAUGUGUCUUUCAAGUGAACUAAGGUCUGUUGACAGGACAGUUGAACAAAUUCAAUGUUUGUUUAGUUCAAACGAUAAGAUCUAGAAAUGGGCUUCACCUGAUGUCUUGGUGUUUUGUCAAGAUUUGCUGCAUUUAUGCUACUUUGUCUUGACCAGGGAAACUUACAGAUUCGGCAUGGCGAGACAAUGCUUUUCUCCUCCUUGCAGAGGCAGGGCCUUUCUUUUCUGAAUUUUCAUGAUCUAUUCCAGAUUUUCUUCUACUGCAAAUAGUUGGCCUCAUAAAUCUUGGUAUCCUUGGUAUGGGAGCUGCUGUAACAUCCCCAGUCCUGUUACUAAUAAUUUCUACUUUAGAUUGUGGCUCUUCCAUAGAUGGAUGGGAAGCUUCCAGUUGCUCAUUGGAAGAUGAUAUGGUCCUCGUGAGAUUUUCUAAUCUUUCAUUCAACUUAUCAAUCUUUCUUCUAAUAUUUUGACGUUCAGCUUCAAUCCAUUCAAUCUUCUGCUGCAGAUUGGUCAUUGCAAGUUCCUUCUGGUCCCUUAUUUCCUGCUUUCCAAUUGUUGAACACAGUAGCAAGAACUAAAUUUCAGAUUUAAAUUUACAAGGAGACGGAAGCAUUUUUCUGCAUGAGGCCACAAGAUGAGAUAUCUGAGAUGGAAAUUCUAGAAGUCCCCAAAUACAUCAAUAGUUAGAGUAUUUGUAUUGAUCAGUGUUCUGUUCCAGAUGCAUUCCCUUUUGAUGUAUUUUUUAUACUUCUGAAUAGUAUAAUAGCAUGUUUUCUCAGUUUUCUUAA
Vitis vinifera (wine grape) is the source of this 2703-nucleotide messenger RNA. Its product is annotated as pentatricopeptide repeat-containing protein At5g56310. Gene Ontology annotation, molecular function: RNA binding; protein binding. The transcript has 2 exons. The coding region runs from base 50 to 1780 and encodes 576 amino acids. NCBI's taxonomy places the organism in Eukaryota, Viridiplantae, Streptophyta, Magnoliopsida, Vitales, Vitaceae. Gene Ontology annotation, biological process: RNA modification. The record is from RefSeq and is a predicted model, not a curated record.